UACUGAUCUAGAGUGGUCCGACAGUCGAAUGAGUCUGUAGUUUACGAAUCUGCAGCUGAUUGUGCUUAGACUUAGACAUGGAGAUCCAAGUUUCGGAACCUCGCUUGGUCUUGGUCUUCAGUGGGAAGCGGAAAUCUGGAAAGGAUUAUGUGACGGACCUGAUCCUGGAGCGUCUGGGGCCGGAGGUUUGCUGCAUCUUGCGUCUGUCGGGACCCUUGAAGCAACAGUACGCAAAGGAACACGGUCUGGACCUGGCCCAGCUGCUGGGUCCUGGCCCAUAUAAAGAGCGGUACCGGACUGACAUGAUUCGCUGGGGGGAAGUUCGUCGACGCCAGGACCCUGGGUUCUUCUGUCGCCUAGCAACCAAGGACGCACGCCAACCCGUCUGGGUGGUGAGUGACGCACGGCGGCUCUCGGACCUGCAGUGGUUCUGGUCCGAGUUUCCUCGACAAACUCUGAGCAUCAGAGUUGAAUGUUCAGAAAAAACACGCGAACAGAGGGGGUGGAGCUUCACCACAGGUGUGGACGACGCAGAGUCGGAGUGCGGGUUGGACAGCGGAGUUACGUUUGACUGGACCAUCACUAACGAGGCCGACGCCCCUUUAGACGAACAGCUGCAGCCAAUCCUGACUCGAGCCAAGGAAGCAGCGCAGUCACAUCAGCCUCAACUGAAGCACCCGCAGCUAAAGCUGAGGGGGACAUCGUCAGAAGCAUCGACACAUUGGGAAGUUUACAUCUGAAAUGUUUUAAACAACUUUUUAAAAAUACCGUGGGUUUUACUGGACAACAUUUAACGUGACACAGUUACUGGACAGAAUCAUUUAAAAAUUCACUGAAACCAUCCAGAUAUUUAAACCAAAACUCAGUCACAGUUUGGAUGUAAAAGCCAGUGGCAGUGCUUUUAUUUUAUAAAAUCUUGUUUUACAUGGUUUAUUACAAUGGGCUGUGACAUUAUGACUGUGUUCUAGGUAACAUUUAAAUUUAAUUGGUCAGGUCAUUGGUCCUGAUUGGUCCAAGGAUGCGUUUGUGACCUGUGAUUGGCCCUAUGUUGGCAGCAGUGGAAUGCCUCGCUAGUUUAAACAAACAAUUGGCUGACAAAGUAUUCUAAAAUAAUAAAAUUAAUAAAGUUAUCUGACAAGCUUUGA
Betta splendens (Siamese fighting fish) is the source of this 1145-nucleotide messenger RNA. RefSeq names its product phosphomevalonate kinase (gene pmvk). The coding region runs from base 78 to 740 and encodes 220 amino acids. The transcript is spliced from 5 exons. Gene Ontology annotation, cellular component: cytoplasm. Gene Ontology annotation, biological process: isopentenyl diphosphate biosynthetic process, mevalonate pathway; cholesterol biosynthetic process. NCBI's taxonomy places the organism in Eukaryota, Metazoa, Chordata, Actinopteri, Anabantiformes, Osphronemidae. Gene Ontology annotation, molecular function: phosphomevalonate kinase activity. The record is from RefSeq and is a predicted model, not a curated record.